Molecule: messenger RNA, 819 nt
Organism: Miscanthus lutarioriparius
Lineage: Eukaryota; Viridiplantae; Streptophyta; Magnoliopsida; Poales; Poaceae
Source: the annotation of a GenBank genome assembly
AUGGAGUUUGCCGCGGUCACGACGGCCAGCGAGGUGGGGGGGGGGGCGACACGGAAGGGCAGCGCGGCUGCUGCGGUCCGGCUGAAAGACGCCCGGAGCAGCAGACCACGGCGCAGGGAAGGCGCGAGCCACGACGGGGCAGCACAGCGGGACCGCGGGGCAGCAACUGGCAACGGCGGCCAGGUACCGCGGCCGAGACGGUGGUCGAGCAGGCGCAUGAGGGAGACGGCGCCUAGAAGCCGCAGGCCCGGCGUGGACCCGAGGACCUCGGGCGUGCUCGCGCGCGGCAUGGCACAGCCAUGGCGUGCAGCAGCAUGCAGAGGAGGCGUGGGGCUACGGUGGUGCGGCUGCGGGCGCACGGCAACGGACGAGCAGUGUGCACUCGCAGGGAAGGAAGAAGGAGGGGCGUGGGCGGUUGCUCGCGCGAGACGGAGCUUGAACGGCGGCCCAAGGGGCGAGCGGGAGGGAUGGCGCUGCUGGCACAAGCGGGGAAGGGAUGAGCGGCGCUGUACGGCGGGCGUGGAGCACUACGUGGUGCUGCGGCAGCGGGAUACCUGUGCUCGCGCGGCGUGGGAACGGAUGUCCGGAGCAGCGGGCAACGGCAUGGCAGCCGGCACGCGGGCGCUGCGGCUCGGCGCGGCCAUGGCAUGGACGAGAAGGGCGAGCAAGGCUGCGCGUGCGCCCGCGUGGGGAAAAAGCCGAGGGAGCCAGCGAGCGGGGCCUCAGGGUCAAGCGCUCUGGCACGCGAGGAAAAAAACAGGCGGCGGGAAGGAAGAAGAGGACGCCGAUACACGCGGUCGUGAUGGUGCCGUGAGUUAA